This is a messenger RNA of Nannizzia gypsea CBS 118893, 2295 nucleotides long. RefSeq lists its product as hypothetical. The record is from RefSeq and is a predicted model, not a curated record. NCBI's taxonomy places the organism in Eukaryota, Fungi, Ascomycota, Eurotiomycetes, Onygenales, Arthrodermataceae. The transcript has a single exon. Bases 1 to 2295 code for a protein of 764 amino acids.
AUGGCUCUGGCAGUGCCGGACAGCGGCCUGACGCUGCACCGCGACUCUGCGUCCUCCCAGUUCCUCCGCCUCAACCUCCCCCAGUCGACCCUCGCAGACCUGCUCCAGGUGCUCAACGACCAGUCCCUGCCAGCUGCCGCUGCUCCUCGUCUGCGGCUGGGGAAACAUCCCUCGCUGCUCAUAAACUCCAAGUCGACGCCCUUCCACGCCUAUCCCCAGGCCUCUCGUUCGGAGAUAUACCAGCAGGGCGGCCAGAGCCCCGGCCAGGAUGCCGCCGGCGGAGACGGAGGCCUCUACUUCUCGGGCGUGCUCAGCCAUAGCCUGGAGGUGCAGAAGGCCAAAGAAGCUACCGCGGCCACGGAUGAGGCCCUCACAAACCUCGAGCGCAGUCUCAACGCCUUUGAGAAGGGCAAAGAGUCUCGCAGGACUCCCCUGAUUGCUACCAUCGACCAGAUGCGAGCGUUGGGGGCCGGAGACAGCAGGUCGGCCACGGGCAGAGAGGCAGCCAGUCUCGCCAGAAAGUCGACCAGCAGAGCAGACCAGGAGAAAGAGCGCUUCUUCAAGAACGCCAAUGCCUCCAGAUCGACUCCCGCAAGCCCGGCGCUGCUCCCUCUCUCGCCUCUGCCUCCUCCGCUGGCUGCGAACUCUGCUGCCACCGACAGAGAGAACCAGCGUCUCGAAGCCAUUCGGACUCCGCUCAUCCACCUGCUAGCUAUACGACCCGUCUCUGCCAAGUUUCUCGCUUCCCGAACCCGAUGCAACACCGCGGACGUGCUCGCCCUGACCAACAAGCUCUGCACGCCCAACAGGCUGGACGGGUCCAAGUUUGAUCUCAAGGACAAAGUCUACAAGGACCUCGAUGUCUGGUCCUUCCCUUACCCGUCGGACGAGGAGCGGACAGAGGCGGUCGAGAAUGCCAUCUCUGCCUUUGACCGGAUGCGGAUUUCCAAGACAGACCGGCUCUGGCAGACGUUGCUGCCCAAGCACGAGCGAGGCAAAGGAAAAGUUCUCUCUCGACUGAAUCUACGCACUCAGGCUCAGGCCCAGCAGCAGUCUAGACUACAGGUCCAGGAAGAAGGCGGAUACGGCACCGGAAACGAAUCCGAGGGUCCAGCAGGCGCAGAUCAGUCCAUUGCUACUCCAACUAUCCCUCACCAUGCAUCAUCCUCGUCGUCAACGGCCAAACCAGCGACAAAGAAGCGAGGAGGACUGGAAAAGGCACUCUCUUCCAAACGCGGUCCCAAACCAAAGUCUACGCCUGCCGCUACGCUUACGGGCAAAGUGACCAAGAAGACGGAGAAGAAGACGCCAGCGGCCGGUUCUGCAGCGUCCCUAAAAUCGAGAGAUGUCGACCGGUUCAAGUCCGCCGAGUUUGUCCUCGACUCGGACGAGGAGGAGGCAGCGGCCAGCAGUGUCACCACCAGCAAGCCUGUCCCUACAGCCACAGCUACCUCGACCGCCCAGCGCGGCCGGCCAGCGAAGACAAAGAAAGUGCCCGCCAGACGACAGCCCCCUACCGCUAUAUCCGCUACAACCACGACGACGACUACACGGCCGGCCAAUGUUACUUCACCGCUGAAGCCGUCUCCCCUGGGCUCAUCGCCGCCUACCAAUGCCUCCGACGUCGACGGUCCCAGCAGCGGCCGUCCAUCCAACAUUAAGUCUCGCUCGCACUCCAAUUCACACUCGUCCAGCUCCUCGUCGCCCUUGAUACACCAUCUACCACGAAAGAUUCCACCGGCGCAACCGGCGAAAUCACGACCAACACCCCCGUCCACGGCAACCUCCACCUCCACAUCAGCAUCCACCUCCGCAUUCCCAUCUGCAUCGACAGUAUCCGCCAAGCCUGGCGCGCUCAAACGAAAAACCCGCCCGGCUGAAGAUACCCGACAUCCUCCGCUAGCAUCCUCGACAACCUCCGCCGCCAUUGGACUGGGAAUCCAUGCAUCCGAACCUAAACGCCGCCGCCCAUCCUCCAUCUCCUCAACAACAACUUCUUCCCUCUCCCAGCCUGAAUCAAUGCACUCUGGCUCGGGCUCGGGCUCGGGCUCUGCAUCCCCCCCUAUCUCGCAGACAAUCCUCCGUGCCCGUCUACGCACCAAGUCUGCCCAAUUUAAACAGUACUACGCCAAAUACCGGCUUUUACACGAGGAGAUGAUGGCCCGCUCACGAAACGGAAUGGACUACGAUGUUGAUAUCGAGCAGAUUCGCAAGCUGGAGAGGCAGCACGCUCACUUGCAGAAGAUGAAGCAGGAGAUCUGGGACGAGGAUCGGAGGUUACGCAUGUCUUCGUAG